CAUCACUCAAAUUGUCCGAGGGAGGGUAACCACGUUUAAUACCUCAACCCCCAUACAAGCGCAAAGUAAACCAAAGAGCAAAGAGCGUUUUUAUAAAAUGUCUCUUUGUUCUAAUUAAUUAGCUGCGUUCAUUGUGUUGCUCUUUUUCAUCCAUCCAUGGAGGAAAAUACGUUUGAUCGAGAUUUGAUUCGUGCAAUUUUCAGGCUUGUUUGGGAGAGACGAGUUGCAGAGCGAGACAAAAAUCAACUGCCAGAACCUGAAGCUGAGUCUGGGCCGAGUACAUCAAAGAGAAGCCGGCUCACGUCUGCCAACGCAAAUGCGUUAAAGCUGAGCUGUGAACUCCUCCGGCUUUUUGUGUCAGAAGCUAUUCAACGUGCUGCUACCAUUGCUGAAGCUGAGGGCUCUCUUAAAAUAGAAGCAACUCAUCUUGAGAGGAUUCUUCCUCAGUUGCUUCUAGAUUUUUGAGGCAUAAAAUAUGCAAAUUGAUGCUGGAACUGGAUGAAGAUGACAGCAUAUAGGUGAUGAGAGAGCUUGCAAAAGUGUGGUGAUUGACGCACAUUGGGAGAUUCCUAACGACUUGUCACGCCUAUGUGAAAAAAUGAAAUAAAUUUGUUAUGACUGGCUAGAUAUCCUAGUUGAAAGACCUAAUGCUUUUACUUCAGGAGGUGGUAUUAACAAUUUGACAUUUUACUUUGGGCAACCAUUCUGUUUUGGAGCAGAUCCUUUUUUUCGUCUGCCUUAGUACUGAUAAAUUACAUGAAUAUUAUGCCAUCUGACUGGAAUUUGAUUCAAAUUACAUGGUGGGAACACACACAAAUAGCAACAUUUAGAUUACAAGACUUAGUUACUCACACUUGACAUAACCAAUACCUCAACAUUUAGUAUUUGGACAACCCUACAAAUCCUACCACAUAAAAAAGUAUCCAAAUUAUUUCCAUGAUUCUCUCAUAAACUAGUGCGUAAUCUGAGCCAGCAUGCACCUAGCAUCCUUACUGUUGGGCCUCUCUUUAGGAUUCUCCAGCGUGCAGAAACACGCAACCUUGAGCACGAGAAGCAUCUGCUCCUCAUACCCAUUCCCGAGCAGCUUGGGAUCAAUCGCCUGUUUGGGCUCCUCAGAAGCCAUCACUUUCCUCAUCCAUUUCACCAUACUCAUCUCAUCGGUGUGCAGGAAGAACUCGUCUGACGGCAGUUUCCCCACGACCAGGGCCCCCAACACUACCCCAAAGCUGUACACGUCACACUUGUCCGUGAACUUGAACGUCUGGUAAUACUCGGGCGCUAUGUACCCCACCGUACCCGCCACGUUGGACGAGGUGACAUGCGUGUGGGCAUCCGGGACUGCCUUGGCCAGCCCGAAAUCGGCAAUGCGGGCCUCCAUCUCGUCGUCCAGGAGCACAUUCCCGGGCUUCAAGUCGCGGUGGAUGAUCCGUGGGCUCUGGUUCAUGUGAAGGUACUCGAGCCCUGCGGCCACACCAAGCGCAAUUUUGUAACGGGCGGGCCAGUCGAGCGUCCGCCUUCCCUCAGCCACCUGCUGGAGGCAGUCCUGUAAACUGCCAUUCUUCAUGUACUCGUACACCAGGAAAUGGGAGUCGGCCCGAGGAAGGUGGGCCAGGAGGGAGAGGAGGUUUUUGUGUCUGAUCCGCCCCAUCGUCUGUAUCUCCGACUUUAUCUGCCGCAUUUUCUUGGUGAGAAGCUUGCUUUCUUCUGAGAGCUCACCGGCAUCCCUAAUCGGCUGGAUUAUUUUCUUGAUGGCGAUUUCUUUCCCGUUGCUGCCCGGGAGAAGGGCUUUGUAGACCUCCCCACACCCGCCUCGGCCAAUGACGGGAAGGGACGAUAACCCGUCGUUAUUUUCGAGGAAGGCCAGGUCCUCGGGCCCUUUGAUCAAAGGGCUGAAGAUAUUUAGUUUCAUGUCCCUCUUACGCCUUCUGAUAAACAUGAGAAGGAGCUUGAAAAGCAGGCCGAACACCAGCCCGGAAAUACCUCCGGCCAGGACUCCCGUCAGGAAACCGAGAAUCGCCUGAACUAUUUUCUUUUUAUUCCUCUUGUGCCCCCUUUUGGGUGUUGGUGUACUGUUGGCUGAGUGGCUUGGAGCAGGGGCCACGGCCGAGGAGGACUGGUUUCUUCUUCGGGGGCUCUCGGCAAACACGUAGCGUGCGGGGAGCGGCUCGUUUUUGAGUAUGCUGUUCGAGAGAUUAUCACUCUCGAGCAAAACGUUUCCCGACACAUUUAUGAAUCUCAAGUUACGGAAGAAUCUCAGGGAAGACGGUAUUUUCCCGGAGAAGGAGUUGUCGGCAAGGUUGAGCCUUUCCAUGUUGGGAAAAUGCUUAAGAAAUUCCAGGUUCCCAUUGAACUUGUUUGAGGACAGGUCAAGGACUCGGAGGCGGAUUAAGGACGAUAGUCCGGGCGGGAUUUUCCCGGAGAAAAGAUUUUUUCCGAGGUUUAGUGUCUCGAGCUUUUGGCAGUCGAUGAUUUGAGGGGGAAUUUGGUUAGAGAUUUGGUUGUUGUGCAGGGAAAGCUCUUUGAGCUCCGAGAGGUUGCCAAUGGCGGGAGAUAGUCUCCCUUUGAGGCGUUGGGAGUCGAGAAGCAGACGUGUUACUCUGAGAUUGUAUGUCUUGUUUGUGGUGAGCUGUCGUUUGCAGAAUAUUCCGGCAGUAGUGCACAAGUUCUGGCUAGCUGGAAAGUGGCGGAUGCCGAAAUCUGCGUGUAUCUGCACAAGGGCAUUAUGGUCGGACGGGAGGAGAUCGAGCCUCGAGCUCGAGCAAACUAGGAAAGCGAGUGUGGAGAGAAAGAGGAGGGAGAAGAGAGUGUUGGGGUUGGGAUGAGAUAUUAUUGGAGCCAUAUUUAGGUUCUUGAGUUGCAGGUAGUUGGAGGGGUGGUGGUUGUUUUUAAGGUUAGUAGCUAUAUAAAAAACCAGAGUCGUUGACUGUUGUGUUGUGUUGACUUGGAAGUGGCGUG
Striga asiatica is the source of this 2955-nucleotide messenger RNA. The record is from the annotation of a GenBank genome assembly. NCBI's taxonomy places the organism in Eukaryota, Viridiplantae, Streptophyta, Magnoliopsida, Lamiales, Orobanchaceae.